AUGGCGCAUAGGAAGGUGAGCAGCCGAGACAUCGAGUGUUCAUGGUGCUCGCAGCUUACCUCCGACAUGGACUCCGACGACGACUUCCCAGACGUCGAUGAAAUCCAGUGGUUGAAGCUGAUGUACGCAACAAAGGAGAAUAAGGACUGGCGACAGGAAGCCCACGACAAGGCAGAGCGUCUUUGGAUGCUACAAAGACGAGCACGGAUCUACGAAGCUCGCGAGAACCAGAAGGAAGCUCAGAAAGCAGUCCGCGACGAGCCAAAGACCCCCGCAAGUGAACGGGACGUGGCUUGGGCACAGCGUCGCCACAAGCUCAAGCAGCGG
Molecule: messenger RNA, 327 nt
Organism: Symbiodinium necroappetens
Lineage: Eukaryota; Dinophyceae; Suessiales; Symbiodiniaceae
Source: the annotation of a GenBank genome assembly